GAGAGGGGGUGGUGGGGUUGCUAGCAACCCCUAGUUUUGACCUUCCACGCAUGCUUGUGUCCUUUGAAAGUUGGCUUGCUUUCAUUAAGCCACUCGGAGGCAUGCUACAGUGCUACAGUUUGGCUAACUAGAAACCCCCGUUGGCAUCUUUAUGGGACUUUUCCUGUUUUUUCCCUCUGUAUUUCUUCCGCAAACACUAAUGUCUUCGGAUUUAGCCAAUUAGGCGUCUUUUGCCAUGCCGCAAUUGAAUAAUUUAAAACAUUUGUAAGAUAUCUCUGAUGUUGGAAUGGAAUAAUUUGUGUGCAUAUAAAAGAGGAAUAAAUGCCAAUGCUAUUAUUUAGUUGAAAGUGAUUUAACGUAUUUCAUAUUUGCGCUCUCCGCGCCCCUCCCCCCCCGGGCCCCCUAAGUCCAGAACACAGACCACCGUAAUUAGACUCAAUGUGCACUGCCACACUGUGGUGUGACAGUACUUGUUUGUCAUUAGUACAUAUAACUAGUCAUUUGGGUAAUGACUUCUAGGUUGACUUCUUAAUUUUGCAUAGACAUUUCUUAUAUGUAAAUAUUGGGUCAAUUUCCAUAAUGUGCCUUUUUUUUUUUUUAUUCCUGGUAGAAUAAUUGAUGCAUCUUUAAAGCUGUGUAAAUUUUGGUCUUUAAAUGGCUGUUUAUAUAGUUAUAACAUCAAUACCCUUUAUUAUUAUCGCAAUUAAAUAUGUAUUAUUAACGUAUGUUGUGAAAUAUUUAUAAUGUCAUGUUAACAUUGGGCAAUAUAAUGAGAAGCCAUUUGUUUUCAAUUAUUCUGAAAUAAAGUAAAGGGUUAGGGUUAAACGCAUGAUGAUGAUAAUAAUCUGUUAUUUUUGGAAGUUGAUAUAUUAAAGACCCCCAACAUUGUAGUAAUGACUGCAGUAGUACAUUAACAGGCAAGGAGUGGACUGUGUAUAUUCCCUCCCCAGUUGCCUUAGCGUUGCACCUCGCAUGUGAGUAACCCCAUCCCCCGGUUGUCCAUCUCUGUCUCAGGCCUGGAGCUCCCCUUCAUGAUGAUGCCCCAUCCGUUGAUCCCCGUCAGCCUGCCGCCCGCCUCCGUCACCAUGGCGAUGAGCCAGAUGAACCAUCUCAGCACCAUUGCCAACAUGGCGGCCGCAGCCCAGGGCCAGAGCCUGCCCUCCAGAAUGGUCACCUCUGUGAUAAAGAUGUUGGGGUUCCAGGAUCGUGUGCCGGACAGUCCGUCCCCGGCGCCCUCUCUGGAGGACCACAGGAGGCCCGGCAGCCACCCGUCUUCCCACCGGAGCAGCAGCGUCUCCAGCUCCCCGGCCCGCACCGAGAGCUCCUCAGACAGGAUACCGGCACACCACAACGGCCUGUCCAUGAACCACGCCCUGCUAGGCCUCUCCCCCAACAUGCCCCCCGGGCCCAAAGAGGGGGACCUGGCCCACGACAUGAGUCACGAAGCAAAGAGGAUGCACCAUGAAAAAGGUCAGUCCACCUCCCAAGUUUUACGAAAAGUUAAGAUGUCUGGAAGGUAAUUUCGCAGACGCUUUAGUCCAAAGCGCCUUGAAGACAGACACUACUAAAGGAGCAGUUAGGGGUAAGUCAUUUUGUUCAAUGGUGCUCGGAGGAUGCAUUGAAAUUGGUCAUCCGUUGAAAGAAAAUUGAACAGUCACCUAUAACAGUAUUUACAUUGCGAUAACACAAGGUAAAUACACCUCCAUUUCAGGCAUUUAACAACACAAGUGUUUAUUUUCCAUGACUUAUUAGUUGGGUCAUUGCAAUUUGAAUAUUAAACUCAAACUGUCUCCAUCUUGGUCCAUCUCUGAGCAGACUUAGUAUGAGCUUGACAUGAGACCUUGACACUAUUACAAGCUCAGCCAAGAAGCCGGUAUGUGCUUUUGUCACCUCGGCCGUCUUGGUUCCGUGUUGGUUCUCAACGCUAGCUGGGUGGGGGUACUGAAUGGGGAAUUUCUCAUUAAGAGCCAAGAUGGCCGCUAGGUGAAUAAGGCCCAUUCUAUACCAGACUACACAUUGUACUUUUUUAUUGUACCCCCUAAAAAAAAGAGUAAUUGUAAUCUACAAACUACAUUUGUGACACGCAGUAAUGGAAUUUCCUUCCAAUAUCGUUUGAGGCAUAUCAAAAAAGAGGCAAAGAACACAAGUCAAAUGCAGUGGAUUAAUUAUGAAAUUAAGCAAAUAAUAGAUUUUUCUAUUCUCUGUUGGCUUAGUACUAGGGCAUGGGGUGGGCGCGGGUGCACAAAGGGUGGGAUGAGGUUGGUAAUGAUAUUAAAACCACAGUGGGAAUGACGGGGAUGUGUGUUCCCCAUUGGUUAAGGCUGUGUGAAGAGCAGUGUUAGACCUCCACUUACUGGGUGUGAAGCAGUGAAUAGUAAUAAUUAGCAGGAUCAUGAACCAAGUAUAUGGGUCACAGCCAGUGUAGGUGUGUGUGUGUGUGUGUGUGUGUGUGUGUGUGUGUGUGUGUGUGUGUGUGUGUGUGUGUGUGUGUGUGUGUGUGUGUGUGUGUAUGCGUGCGUAGGGGUGUGUGUGUGUGCGUGCAUGCGUGUUUGUGUGUCUGGCGUGCGUGUCUGUGUGCGUGUAUAUGUGUGAGUGUCUGUGUGUCUAUCGGUGUGCAUGCGAUUGUGUGUCUGUGUGUGUGUCUGUGUGGUGGUGCUUGCAUAUGACUGUGUAUGUGUGUGUGUGUGUGUGUGUGUGUGUGUGUGUGGGUGUUGGCUAGUGAGUGCAUCUAUAUAGGAGCCGGUGAGUGCAUUAACAGAGCAUGCAUACACAUAGAUAGGAAAAGAUAAACGAAGCCAAGCAGUGAAAGGAUGGAUUAUCCUUUGACAAACACACCAGAAACCCGCAGUAUGCGUCUUUAUUGGCUAAUAUCUGGUAAACAUCCAAGCUAAACGUAUAGUCUGGCCACCGCAUUAGCAUUAAUUCGAGCCGUCGCAAAAAUAUGUCAGAGGAAAUUGGUGCAAUUGGAGUCAUUUGAAGCGCACACAUUCAGGCAACAAACACACGCUGCGUUAUGGUGAAAAUUGUCCAUUCCUGAUAUGUCACAGGGCUUGAUUAGGAUUCCAGGCUCUUCAGCAUGUGCUCCCGGGGUCUCGGGCUGUGGAAAACAUUUUUAUAAAAUAACCCAUUAAUGCAGAGGAGUGCAACUAAAUUAGUUACCAAUUUGCUGAGCAUGAAUUAAUGAAGAGAGCUUCUUCCAGCUCCCACAGUUGUAAUUUUCAUAAUAACCCCAGACCUUUAUUUGGCAGGUUGUUUAGUUUUUUCGUUUGAAGGUUUUCAUUAGUCUAAUGAGGACUGUGCAAGGGCGAGCAGUCAGCACAAUUUACAUGAGGAAGCUAUCAUAAUAAAUGAGGCAAUUUGAAUAACAUGCACAGGUUUAUGCAGCGACAUAAGAGAGAUUGUAGCAAGUCGGAUCCAGAGGUAACCAAUACAUUAGAUACAACUAAUAACCAAAGUAAUUCCAAUAAAAGCUCUUAAGUGAAGGAAAUAAAAUUAAUGACAUAUAUAUAUAUAAUUAUAUAAUAAUAUAUCUGUAUCUAUUGAACAGUAAUGAUAUGAUGCAUGGUGCAUUAGAUUAAUAAAGUAAAUGGCGUUCCCAUUGUGUGAAGGCGUGUGGAACGCGGCGGCGUUCCGACGGUUUGUUUAUGGCGAGCAUUUUAAUUAGGCUCGCUCAACGCAUCAGUUUGUUUAGACAAAUGAGAUAACAUUCCAGUGGUUUAAUGAUAUCCCUCCACUUGUUUGAUCUUUAUGAUCCUGGGUAGAGCGCUAGAUUAAUCCCAUGCAAUACACUCUGAGAGGGGGGCCCACAGCCAGGCAUAAUGGGGGGUUUGCUGUGUGCCUAACCCCCCCCCCCCCCCCCCCCCCCCCUCCACACUCCUAACCACAUACACACACACGCACACACAACCGCACACUCCCAUUGCCCCCCCUGUCCCCCAGCUCCUAUGGAUGCUAGUUAAACAACGCAAACACCUCGGAGACCGUAACGUCGCACACGGCAUCGAAUUCCGUCCAAUCAGCGGCCUGUGUCUUUCUCCUGCUCAUCUCUGUUGAUGAAGGACACAGACGGCUGUUUGUUGUUGGGAAGAAAAUAAGAAAUAAAUAAAAAACGUUUCAGAAGUUGUGUCACCGGUGCAGACUAACCAGAUGGUGGUUGUUUUUUAGUUUUUUUUGAUAAGCUGGGGGGGUGAGGGGGGAUUAUUCCUUGAACUUGAUUAAUAUUUGUCCAAAUUUUGCGCGAAAAUAGAAGAAAGAUCGGAUGAUGUUUGAGGGGGGAAAAAAGAGUGGUAAAAAACCUAACUGUCAUCUCACAUGUGACUAAUUGAAUUGCUUCAAACAGAAAGUGUGUGCCAAAGCUUUAGACAAGCCUCUGUCUUAUGAAACAGCAGGUAGCUGGCAAACAAGGAGACGUUUGAAAAAAAAAGUGGCACGGAAGCCUUUGGCUGUAAACUCACUUUGGACAUCAAACACUUGACAUUAUUUUAUUUCCUCAGGGAAAAGGUGUUUCAAACGCAAGCCAUAUGCAUGAACGUUGAACGUUCAUGUGUGCGUAGUAAGUGUAUCAGUUAAACACCAUGUGGCAGAUUUUAUGAAAAAUACUUAAGGCCUACAGCGAAUUUCAGCACUUGUUUUCUUCAGUCACACAUGCCAGCAUUCUUUCCUCCCUUGGGAAAGAGAAAUGUAUGACUGGGAAGUCAGGAGCUAACACAGUUUGUAAACUUGAGGCUGCAAAGCAUAUGCCGAAAAAGGAGUGUGACCCACUGUUAAAGCAACGUUGCCAAAUACCCGGGUUUAAACGAUAUAUAUAUAUAUAUACGCCUUUGGACAUGUGUUAAUAAUGUCCCAACCUUCCAUUUGCACCAAUGGUUGGUGAUUGUGGUUAAUAUGUCACCUAAUGUGUGGAGGACUCAAAAGUCCUCUCUCCUGGGCUCUCCAUUCAUUCAUUUACUACACGGCUGUGAAGAAGACAACGAUUCUUUAUUCCCUUUUUGAGAACGAAAAGGAUUCAGUCCUGGCUCUCUUGCCAAUGCCUUCAGGGCCAACACGUUGUGUACCUGUUUGCAGUCCUGCCUCGCUGCUUCCAUGAUUGAGCGGCAGAGGAAACAGGAUCACGGUCCACAGCUGGAUAAGGGAUACACAUCUUCCACUUGCUGCUGUCGGGAAGCCGUUGUAGAGUAGAGGAAUAGGGUGAGGAGUAUGCUCACAAAUCAAACUUAAGAUGACUAUCUAAAGUCUGAUGGCAGACCAGCUCAAAUGUGGAUGAACGGGAGGUUUCACUUUCUUUCGCUUCACAUUUGUAUCCAACACAUGCGGGAAUCUGUGAGUGCGUAAUUGGCAAACCCAUGCCCGGCCAGCAGUAGUAAACCCUCAAAAGGUGUUUGAAAAGGUUGCAAAUCAACACUGUGUGGACUGGCCACUGUAGAAAGACUGGCCAUUUCUGAAAGCCUCUUGCGCAAAUUGGUUUUUUUCCGUAGAAUAUCUCCGUAACAAAAUAGGGGACGAGGCAUAGCUCCGCCCCUUGAUGUUUCUGAGGUCCAGCCCAGGCUCUGUGCCGUCUCCCCCUCUGAAGUUCUGCUUUCAUAUUGUUGGACUGCUGGAUCAGAGACGAGGUAAGGAGAAAGAUAAAAGCUUUAGAAAACAGCCUUUGUUGCCCUUUUUCAUUGUGGCUUGCAUAUGCACAUGUAACGAUAAUUAAACAUAUUCCAAAGGCCUUUUGCAUCGACGAAGAAGUACCACCGUCGGUUUCUUCUCGAAGUUUUGGUCGGAUGAUGCACUGACGUUGAUCGGCAUCCCUGUAUGUGUAUGCUAUCAUUAAAAAAAAGCUUGAUAUGUUCACCGUAAGCUUCUUCCCGCUCUCUCAUCUUGCUGACUUUAAUGCAUGGUGUUGUGUUCGUUCCUCCCAAUGUCCUUGGCGUUUUGCGGGGCUUCAAACGCACUGCUGACUACCUGACUUUUUCUUUUGCCGAAGUCGGGAUUCAAGAUCAUUAGCCAUCACAGGGCCAAAAAUGUGACUUGGCAGACAAUAAUACUUUAUGAUCAAACAACUUGUCAGUGCGUCCCCGUCGAAAUGAAAGAGUGCAAAAAAAUAAUUCAAUAGAGGAUCAAUCAAAUUUCGCCCCGGCCCGUGUGACAAAGAUUGCUGAUGGUGCAGAAAGGGGGCAAUUCCUCCAGGACACACGAGUUCAUUUGGAUAUUUGUUCUCCCCUCCUCAUGAAUGUUCCAUCGCGUGACACCAUCUCCUGCUAAUCUCAUUUCAAGCAAA
This is a messenger RNA of Gadus macrocephalus (Pacific cod), 6262 nucleotides long. It is a transcript of the gene dachd, whose product is annotated as dachshund d. The record is from RefSeq and is a predicted model, not a curated record. NCBI's taxonomy places the organism in Eukaryota, Metazoa, Chordata, Actinopteri, Gadiformes, Gadidae. The transcript has 3 exons. The coding region runs from base 1032 to 1520 and encodes 162 amino acids.